UUAUAUAUAGGAGAAUUAAGAACUGUUAAAAAACCUGAGAAGCAUAAAAAUAAAGAAAUUUCUACACACGAAUAUUUCAUAGACAGCGUCUACGUGUCUGAUCAUGUCUGCGCGGCGAGAUUCCGCCGUCUUUCGUCCUCGCCAACGCCGUAUUGGUCUGGCAACGUCGCGGACGGCAUAGAUUCCGCUCCGCAACCGCAACCGCACGUUUGCUGGGCCGCCAUGAUACCAAAGCUGUGCUGGCCGUACAACGGUUUCUCCGCAGUGACGCGCAAGCCACUGCCGACGACGCGACGUAACGAACGUCGGACAUACGGCUGGCCGCGUGCGGAUGUUAUAUUGCCGAUUACUUUCACGUAUUACAAUCAACUGAGACCACCGGUGUGACAAAAAAGUUGUUUUACGGCAGGUGGAUCACUGCCGAGAUCGAUCUUUAUGCUUUUCUAUUUUGACUCCUUCAGGAGGGAUUUUUUAAUCUUUACCUCAAUCUUUUUUUCUUUUUCUCUUUCUGUCUUUCUCUUUCUUCCUCAUUUUAAAACACUCUUAGAUCAGUACAAAUUUCCUGAUAUCAAAAUAGUCCAUUUAUUUUGUCACAUUGUACGCGAAUCAAAAAACAAAACGAUUUGAUCGAGAAGAGCCAAGCGAAAAGUUGAGAGCAAGAAGGAAUUCUUGGAAACUCUAUGAGUAUGUUUGAUACGGAAAGGUUUAUUGAGGAGAUACAGAGGCGGCCUGCGAUCUAUGAUGUGAAACGCGGCGAGUACAACGACCGUAACGCCAAGAUGACCGCGUGGGACGAAGUCUGCCAGGUGAUGGUACCGAAUUGGGCGCACUUAACGGAUGAAGAUAGAAACAUACAAGAAAAAAAUUUGCGUGGGAAAUGGCGAAAUAUACGAGACUACUUUAUGAAAGAACUCAAGCUUCAAAAAUCCCAUAAAAAUGGACCUGCCGGCCGAAAGCGCAAGAAAUAUGUGUACUUCGAUAGAUUACUGUUUCUCAUGCCGACGGUAGAAAACAAAAGGAAUUCUGCGUCACUUAGCCCCCCGUCAAUGAGCCCAACACCAAUCAUUUGCAAGGAGGAGGAAAGCGAGGGUGAAGUGGAUAAUCCCGUAAUCGAAGAGUACGACGUACCUCUUGCACAUGGUGGUUCCGUAACAGGAAACAGGGAGUUUCUUCAAGGGGGUACGCCCUCCUACAAAAUGUGUCCGCGUUACUCGAAACAACUUUGUGAAACAUCUUUCACACCUUUUGACAACGAGAUACAUGAUAUUCUUUCCUCGCAUAGUAGUCAACGUGUUACCGUUGACGAAGAUGACUACGACAAAAUGUUUCUUCUCUCGUUGUUGCCGAUCAUCAGACAGGUACCGGAAGAAAAAAAACUUGAUGUCAGAAUACAAAUGCAACAAGUCCUUGCUAUGGCAAUUCGCCCGUCUGAUAAAAAGAUGGAUGUUGAAGUUUAAUUUCACUAUUCCAGCGUGAGAACUGACAAAUAGUAUAAAAGUUAUUUUUUCUAAUGUAUUUAAUAAGUUAUAUUUUCUAAUAUAUUUUGAUCACCAAGAUCAUUACGUGUUCGGUAAAGUACUUUGACAUAUUUUUCAAUAUAAAGCUUCAAUAUUGUAUAAAUAUACCGUGAUCAUGAUAAUUAUAAAUGUUGUAUUAAAGUACAUUUACAACUUAGUUAUUACUUAAGGAAAUACUCUAGAAUAUACAACACAUAAAUUUUAUACUAUUUUAAGAUAAACAUUAUGAAAUAUAAAUAUAUGACUGUGAUAUUAAGUUUUUGACAAUCAAAGACAUGAAAACAAUAUGUACUAUAUGGAUGCAAUCUCAUGAUCCAAUCAACAAAUUGACUUAAUUCUUGUGAAAUAUAAAAUAUAUAAAUUCA
Molecule: messenger RNA, 1882 nt
Organism: Pseudomyrmex gracilis
Lineage: Eukaryota; Metazoa; Arthropoda; Insecta; Hymenoptera; Formicidae
Exons: 4
Coding region: 681-1457 (258 amino acids)
Biological process (GO): regulation of transcription by RNA polymerase II
Cellular component (GO): nucleus; transcription regulator complex
Molecular function (GO): DNA binding
Source: RefSeq, a predicted model, not a curated record